Messenger RNA from Erigeron canadensis, 1818 nucleotides. RefSeq lists its product as uncharacterized. The coding region runs from base 277 to 1674 and encodes 465 amino acids. The record is from RefSeq and is a predicted model, not a curated record. NCBI's taxonomy places the organism in Eukaryota, Viridiplantae, Streptophyta, Magnoliopsida, Asterales, Asteraceae. Gene Ontology annotation, cellular component: membrane; endoplasmic reticulum. The transcript has 16 exons. Gene Ontology annotation, biological process: protein localization to plasma membrane; GPI anchor biosynthetic process. Gene Ontology annotation, molecular function: glucosaminyl-phosphatidylinositol O-acyltransferase activity.
AUUGUCAUUGCCGUAUCACGUAAACAAACAGCCUAGUUGACACGGAAAAAGAGACCUAAGAAAAAAACUAUCAUCUCAUCCCAAACCCGGUCAAACCCUUAUCAUUUCGAGUACCGGUUAACCCGUCGGUUUCGCUUUUUUUUUUCUUUGAUUCAACCCGUAAUGAUUAAGACGACAAAACCCAUGUUCUGUUUGAAAGUUUUUGCUGCUAUAUGUAUAAUAAUGCGAGUAACAGUUUAGGGAUAAAAUUCUGGUUUUGACAUUUGUCACUUUUCAAUGGAUUCUUCAAUCAAGUCUCUCAAUCCAAACAAACACUUGAAAGAACAAUUUGUGAGCAACCUAACUGGAUCUUCUGUGCUUGAGCUCUUUGUACUUUCUGCAUUAUUCCCUAUGCUUAUUCUGCUGAGACAUACUAUUGGUAUCUGCAAAAUAGAUCAUGUUACCAAUGAAACCUCGUCAAAGAAAAAAGAUUUGCUAACAGUUGCUUCAAAAAAUCAAAGGGUUUACAUCAUCUCAAUGAUAGUAGAUUUCCUCUCCAUUGUUCUUCCGUUAACUUUGUUAUGUACAGUUCUAGCAGAUUGGUCAUAUAUAAAUGGAUUUUUGUUUACAUUGGUGCUUAUUUUUGCUGUCACAGUAAAGAGACAUGGAUCUUCUUGGAAACUGGAAGAAGGGGUUCAUUCCUUUAGGGCAUAUAUCUCAUCCUACAGGGUUACUAUGAUGCUUAUCACAUGCAUUUGUAUUUUGGCCGUUGACUUCAAAAUAUUUCCUAGAAGAUAUGCUAAAACCGAGAUUUAUGGCACUAGUUUGAUGGACCUCGGAGUAGGUGCAUUUGUCUUCGCAAAUUCCUUUGUUUCACGUCAAGCUCGGGGUAUUUCAACAAUGGGUUUGAAAAGUGCGCUGUCCUCUACUAGCCCACUACUGGUUCUAGGCUUCGCUAGAUUUGUCUUCACAACUGGUGUGGACUAUCAGGUUCAUGUGGGAGAAUAUGGUGUUCACUGGAAUUUUUUUUUCACACUUGCUGGUGUAGCAGUCUUGACAUCAGUUAUUAACGUAUCUCCAAAGUAUUGUGGGCUUGUAGGCUCAUCAGUACUGAUAGGUUACCAAGUUUGCCUGAUGCGCGGGUUGAAUGCGUAUCUGCUCUCUCCAGAAAGGGGAACAGACAUUAUUAGCCAAAACAAAGAAGGAAUUUACAGCAUAUUUGGGUAUUGGGGUCUGCAUCUGAUUGGUGUUUGGUUAGGCAACAAUCUUUUGUUUGAGAAGAAUGCCAAUCUGAGAACUAAUAAUUGGGCAAGGAAGCGAGUUUGGGUUCUAUUUAUAUUUUUCUGGUUCUUGACAUUGCUUCUGGACCGUUAUGUUGAAAGACCUUCACGUAGAAUGUGCAAUUUGACAUAUGUUACCUUGAUAUUAGCAACAAACCUAGAGAUGUUGGCGAUACUGAUGCUCUCAGAUUAUAUACCUGGUGGUAAGGUAUCACUGCUGGAACAAGCAAUCAACAGAAACUUACUCGCUUUCUUCAUUGUGGCAAAUUUACUAACAGGGUUAGUCAAUUUAUCAAUGGAUACCCUAUUUGUGCCGCCACUCAUAGCGCUGCUUAUCUUGAUUGUGUAUGCUUUUGUAGUAUGUGUUGCUGCCGCAUUGACAGAUUAUAAUGGCAUUAAGUUUAAGUUUUGGUAAUAGAAAAUUGUUUGUUUUGCUAGAUUUGAAGCAUCUUUUGGCUCGAUUUGGUUCAUUGUUGUAUUUCUUUAUUAUUACCGACACAAAGGUCAUAUAGUCUUCAUUCAUUGAUGUACAUUAAGAUAUAACUCAGUUUCCAUAGAU